CUCAUUCCUGUCUCAAUAUGUCUCAAGAUGGCGGCCAAUGCAGGAUCGAUGUUUCAAUAUUGGAAGCGCUUUGACUUACAACAACUACAGAAAGAACUCGAUGCCACUGCCACACAGCUCGCCAACAGACAGGACGAGAGCGAACAGUCCAGGAAGAAGCUCAUUGACCUUAGCCGCGAGUUCAAGAAGAACACACCAGAGGACUUUAGGAAACAAGUCGCCCCUUUGCUCAAGAGCUUCCAAGGAGAGAUCGACGCCCUGAGUAAGAGGAGUAAAGAAGCAGAGGCCGCCUUCUUAAACGUGUACAAGAAAAUAAUCGAUGUCCCAGAUCCCGUACCUGUGUUGGAGCUGGCUCAGCAGCUGCAGCUGAAACUCCAGAGGAUGCACGACAUUGAGACGGAGAACACCAAACUUCGAGAGACACUGGAGGACUACAACAAAGAGUUUGCAGAGGUCAAAAACCAAGAGGUGACCAUCAAGGCCUUGAAGGAAAAGAUCCGCGAGUAUGAGCAGUCGCUGAAGAACCAAGCUGAGAAUCUGGCACAAGAAACACAGCUCCAGUUACACAAUGACUAUGCAGAGAAGGAGAGGAAACUCCAGGAGAGCCAAGACUCCAUGUCGUCACGGUUGGAAGAGGCCGAGCACAAGGCCCAGUCCCUCCAGACAGCACUUGAAACAACUCAGGCCGAGCUCUUUGAUUUGAAGACAAAAUACGACGAGGAAUCCUCAGCAAAGGCCGACGAGAUUGAGAUGGUGAUGACAGACCUUGAAAGAGCCAAUCAGCGAGCUGAGGUGGCACAAAGAGAGGCUGAGUCACUGCGGGAGCAGCUGUCCUUGAGUAACCAAUCCCAGCAGGCCGGCAGCCCGUCCAACAAGGCCAACCCCGACUCGCACGAGCAGGCUGCGGAGGUGGCAUCAUCCCACUCCAGUCUAGAGGUAGAGCUCAGGGCCAAAGAAAAGGAGAGUGCACAGCUCGUGGAGGACGUCCAGAGACUGCAGGCCAGCCUGACUAAACUCCGAGAGACCACCAGCACCCAGAUCACACAGCUGGAGCAGCAGCUCAACAGCAAGACCGCCGUUCUUAAGGAACUGGAGGAGAAACUUGAGAAGCAAGCAGACUAUGAGGAAGUUAAGAAGGAGUUGGGUAUUCUGAAGUCAGUCGAGUUUGGAACAUCAGACUCUGUGCAGGAAUCAUCCAAACCUCUGGAGGUGCUGUUGCUGGAGAGGAACCGUAGUCUUCAGUCCGAGAGUGCCGCACUGCGCAUUGCCAACGCCGAGCUCAGUGGGCCAGCCAGGCGGAAAGGGACAGAAGAAUCGACACCCAAGGAGGAAACCAGCGACCCCUCUUCUUCACCCCCUCCACCUCCUCCCUCUCUUCCUUCCUCCUCGCAGCCUCCCCUAUCUCGCACUCACACGGAUGCCCUCAACACUGCCACCACCACCAGCAGCGGGGAAACUCACCCCUUCACUCCCACGGGCAUUGGACAGGACUUCUACUCGCCGGUCUUCCCGCUGGUGGGUGGUAAGAUGGCUUUGAACUCCCUGAUCCAGAGGCAGCUGCUGCAGACCUUCUACUCCAAAGCCUUGCAGGAGUCAUCCGGGAUCCCCAGCGGGGCGCUGCUGUUCACCCCCUUCACUCCAACCCUCAGCUCCAUCCCUACCUCCACCCCCGGCUGCGGCUCUGCCGCCAUCCCCCUGGCAGCCAGCAGCCCACAGCCGCCCCCGGCCAGCCCGGACAUGGUUCCCGUUAACGGGAGCAGCACGGCCGGCAGCGCCCCGUCGCCAUCCCCAAGCCACUCCGAUGCCACUACAGGCAGCGUUUUGGACGGGGAGGACAUGGACACGGCGGAGAUUGCCCGGCAGGUGAAAGAGCAGCUGAUCAAGCACAACAUCGGUCAGCGCGUGUUUGGCCACUACGUGCUGGGACUCUCCCAGGGUUCAGUCAGCGAGAUCCUGGCCCGACCGAAGCCGUGGAACAAACUCACCAUCCGAGGCAAGGAGCCCUUCCACAAGAUGAGGCAGUUUCUGGCUGACGAGCAGAACAUCCUCGCGCUGCGCAGCAUCCAGGGACGGCAACGAGAGGGCUCAGGCCAGCCCCAGCUUAGCCGAGUGUUUCAGGAUGUUCCGAAGCGGAGAGCCAUCUCCAAUACAGCUUCACACACAGGGAACAUCACUGCUCGUGUCCGCACUCAAGACACAGGUUCAGAUGAGGCCAUCAAGUCCAUUCUGGAGCAGGCCAAAAGAGAGUUGCAAGUGCAGAAAGCCGAUUUGUCGCAUGUGCAACCCUCGUACGCAGGCCUGAAAGGAGGGGGUGGAAGCGGGCUCGGAGCUCGAGGGGGCAGCGGGUCAGACGAGGCCAUCCGCUCCAUCCUGGAACAAGCUCGCAGAGAGAUGGAGGCCCAGCAGGCUGUGCUGGAACCCAUCCUCAAAGCCUCAUCUUCCUCAUCAUCCCUAGCAUUGCUUUCUCAGAGGGACCUCAUGAGCUCACCGCUCACCGCUCCCCUUCCACCUUACAAUCCCCUGGCGCUCUCCCUCAAGAAGCCUCACAGCUCCCUGUUGUCCUCCCCCUCCUCCCCGUCCCCAGUGCUGGACUUCAGCUCUGGUAUCAAGAGGGAGGGCAGGCCCUCUUCGGGGAUCGACGUGUCAUCGGACGGCGCUCUCAGGCAGGGUCGGAGUGCCGAGGGGUCGGUACGCUCUGGGAAUGCUGCAGGAGGGGUGGGUUACUGGAGAGAGCAGUGGUGGAGCAACAUGAACAUGGACACCCGCAGGUCUGCAGUAGGCGAUGAGAACCACAACCAGGAAGACUCCAAAGAGGGAAUACUGAGUGACAGUCUGUCUCGAAACAAGCCGUGGAACAAGCUGAACCAGAGGAACCGGGAGCCAUACCUGCGCAUGCAGCCGUGGCUCAACGGAGAUCAGGGGCAAAACGCACAUGUCCAGCAAGCUCAGAACCAAGAAGGUACUCCCAAAACAUCGGCGAGCUGCAGCCCUGCUCCAGAGUCGCCUCUCAGUUCAGCUGAAGAGUCUGUCAACGGCCUAGCCGGCGAUCUGCUCACAUCGCAGUCGUCAGGUUUCAAGCCCUCCUCUGACGAUCCUUCAUGUGGGGACUCCCAGCCCGGCACCCCACUGCCUGUACCUGGUCACUCGGGUCUGAGCAUUCAGGAGAUGGUUGCAAUGUCUCCUGAGCUCGAUACUUACGCUAUUACCAAGAAGGUGAAGGAGGUGCUGACGGACAACAACCUCGGCCAGCGUCUGUUUGGGGAGACUAUCCUGGGUCUGACACAGGGUUCUGUCUCAGACCUGCUGGCCAGGCCCAAACCCUGGCACAAGCUCAGUCUGAAGGGCAGGGAACCUUUUGUCCGCAUGCAGCUCUGGCUCCAGGACCCGCACAGUGUGGAGAAACUCAUGGACAUGAAGCGACUGGAGAAGAAAGCCUAUAUGAAGAGGAGGCUGAGCUCCUUGAGUGACGGCCAUUCUGUGGAAGGGGGCCUAGUGGGGCCAGACUACAUGCAGGGCUCUCAGAGUCCGGGACCUCAGCAGCAUCUGAAGAAGCCCAGGGUGGUGCUUGGCCCCGAGGAGAAGGAGGCUCUGAAAAGGGCGUACCAACAGAAACCCUAUCCCUCGCCCAAGACCAUUGAGGAGCUGGCCUCCCAGCUUAACCUGAAGACCAGUACCGUCAUCAACUGGUUCCAUAAUUACAGGUCACGUAUCCGACGAGAACUCUUCAUUGAGGAAAUCCAGGCAGCUGGAGGGGUCGGGCCCGGCAGCGAGGGGGGCUCCCCUUCCCUCCGUGGGUCUAAAUCAGGAGAAGGGGACAGCUGUGACGGGACCGAGUCCGAGGGAACAGUAGAGGCGCGCCAGGGAUUCGGAGCCGGGUCAGAGGACCAUAGGGGAGCGUGCAAAGACCACGACAUGGAGGCCGAGUCUGAGGCGGGGGGCUCUAAUAAUUCCCCUUCCCAGAUAGACUGCAUCCCGCCCGGCUCCAGCUGCGGGACAGGCGGACUGGGGCUCUUCAGCCUCACGGACGCGUCUCCCAGUAGCUCCGCCUCGAGUACUAACAUCACGGCCAGAAACCCCAGGGACAACAAUCUGCGCAAGAAGAAAGCAGCCAACCUCAAUAACAUCAUUCACCGGCUGGAGAAGGCUGCCAGCAAAGAGGACCCCUCAGAGUGGGAGUUCUAGCCCCCACCCUAACCAUCCUUCGCCCCUUCUUGUCUCAUAACCUCACCACCUCUAACCUUGGACCCCUCCUGCUCUGUUCCAGUUGGAGAGUGGACACAGCCAAAGUCAAGCUCAGCAGCCAUUUUUACUAUAUACUGUAGCUUUCCCAAAAGAGGAAAGAAACAAAGUGUGGUUGGCAAAACCCUUAAAAAAAGAUUUACUGAAUACCUAGAAGAACAAAAUGAGAGCUUAAGUGUCUCUCCUUUUUUUUUCUUUUUUUUUUUUUAAAACAAAGUUUUGUUUUUGUACUGAGAAAAGCACUUAGCCGUCCUGCUGGCCUCUGGCCCUGCUGUACCUCCCCCCCUAUCACCAGCCACUGGUGCACCAUCAACUGGUUAGUCCCUAGCUGGUCGUCUGAUCCGCGGCCGGGCUCCGAAACCUGGACUGGGUAAAAGACAGGCGAGGCCUGUCGCAGCAGCUGUCCCAGUGAUAGACACUGCUAGAUGAUAGAUAAGAGACAGGAACUCUCUAACAAGAACUCACUUUUUUAAAGGAGAUCUUUUUCCGCUCUUCUUCUCACCUCCCAAGUGUCCACAAACCUCCCCUCACUCAGUGAGACGCCUCAUUUUUCACACUGUAGAGUGACUGUUACAAACCCUUUGCCUUUUUUCACUCACUGCGUGUGUGUGUGUGUGUGCUCUUUUUUUGUUUUUUGUUUUGGUUUGUUUAGGGGUUGUCAGUGUGUACCCGUGUGUGCGUCCGUGCAUGUGUCGUCUCUUCUGAGUGGCGGCACAUUUUGCUUUUGUAUCUCACUCCUACGCUCUUAAGAGGGUAGUGCGCCUGAGCUGCCAUGGUUACUGAUGUACGAACUUUGACCUGUUGUGUACCCCCGUUUUCUUAUCUCUAUCCUGCUGACAGCCAUGUGAUGGCCAGAAGGAUCACGUAAUAAUUUCUCGCAAACACACACUCGUCUGGAAAGGAAGGAGUGAAGGAACCCCUUGAGGUCUUUCUUUAAGGAAGAAGGACCUUAUUGUUCUUUCUUGUUUUUAAAAAAAAUUCAUAUUGCAAUUUGGUUGCCAAUAAGAGAUUGCACAGUCUUCUGACUCUAAAGAUAAAAAAAAUAGGGACUUUUAGGAAGCAUUUUAAUUAGUCAAAAAAUAAGCAGACAGUAAGAGAAUAACAUGUUUUUUUUUUCUUUCACAAAAAGCAAAUUAGGGUGGAAUAAUGUUGCAUUGUUGAAGAUAUGAUGAAUUGACGUAGUACUGUAGCUGUUUUUAUUUUAUCUUAUUUUUUUUUUAAUUAUUGUUAUUAUUUUUAAAGGUUGUGCACGUCACAGUUUGACCCAGCACUGGAUCUGCUCGGGUGUGUAUGUGUGUGUGUGUGUGUGUGUGUGUGUGUGUGUGUGUUUGUGUGUGUGUGUUUGUGUGUGGACUCGCCACCAGCUAAUUUCCUGUUCACAAACACACAUCUUUUUAUAGGCCAAAUCAGGAAGUGUGUGUGUGUCUCGUGCAUUUGUAUAUUUGCCUGUAUGUAAGUCAUGGUCGAGGUCAAUUCAUUCAGAGUUCAAUUUACAAAAAGUUAGGUUAUCAAGCAUAAAUGAGGUUCUGAUGAUUGGAUGAUUUUUUUCCCCCCCCGCAACGUAGAGUACUUUUUAGUUCGAAAGUGAGUUCCCUCCAACUAUGGUGUGAGUAGUUACACUCUCCUCUAGUCUUUCCUUUGUCCAGGGACAGUUGUCUUUUUAAAUUUAACAUUCAAUUCUACUGUACACACUACAAAUUUGAAGGCAUAUCAUCACCACCUCCUCGUCCCACACAAGCCCUCAGUGCCUGUCAGCCCACUGCCUCCCCUUUGUGUGUGCGUGUGUGUAUGUGUUUCCAAUGAGUGGGGGGGUUCAUAUUUCUACUUGCACACACGACUAGUGCACAACUGACACCCUUCUUUUUGAACUGUUUGACACGUUACCAUUACAUUAAUCUCACCAUGUAGUUUAAUACGAUGAUUUACUGUAGCUCGGUUUUAUUGCUUUUUAUUUUUGCAUUCAUAGAUUUUGGUUUUUAUUCUGCUUAUUUAUAGGUGCUGUAAUUUUUCAUUUAAUGUCUUAUUAUUUGAGUUGUCUAUUUUGUAAGGGAUUAUACUGUUCCUGAGGGCAAAUAACAUUUUUACUAGACGUUAUAGACUGCCGGCAGUAUUGGUUAUUUACAGAGACGUACUAGUUCUCAUUUGUUUGUAUAUUCAUGAAUUCUAAACAUUAAGUGUCAUUUCAAUACCUUUUUGAAUAAUGCGUUUGCCACACUUCGCGCCCACCCCUCAAGCUUUAUUAACCGUUAAGCUCUUGAAUGGCUAGAUCAAGAAUCGAAAAAAAACAUAUCAAGAUCAAUGAUGAUUGGAUAGCAUAUCUUUCUGUUUUCACGCAACAAUGUUAUCUUUGCGGCCGUUUCUUGGACAAGCUCAACGGAACGCUUGUCUUUAGAUAGAAUCCAUCCCCUCCUUCAUCGCCAUUAACUUGAUGAUCAGGUUCAAGUGUAUGCUUGUGUUCAUAUAGGUCAAAUGAAAUCACCGAAGAUGAGAAUACAUGAUGAAAAUAGGUCAUAUCUGCCAAAUUGAGAUUAGACAAGUUGUACCAGCUAGCAUGUGUGCAAGGCCACACAAGAAGAGCCAGCCUAUGAUUAUGCAGAAUUGUAAUCUAUAGCAGUCCGUAUAGCAAAGCACUUAUUAGGACAGGGUCUGUAAAACACUACACCAGAGUUACCAUCCCAGGCUACUGGGAAACUGAUGCCUUUUUUGUUUGUUUGCAAAAGUGGUUGAGAACCAAGCACAGACUCGAACACUAAAAUGGAAACAAAAACGUCAGCUCUUUUUCUACAUGAUAAACUGUGUCCUUACACAUAACUGCAUGUGACAGAAUGGGAACACGGCCAGUGUAGAUAUAAUUAGUAAGCACCUGAUUUGGUUUCUAGCCAGAAUCCUCUUUCUCAAGCUCUCUGUUCCCUUUCACACACACACAACAUUGUUGGUACCCUGCUGGUAAACAAAGAACAUUCAGAAAAUUUCACUGAAGCAGUUGACAAAACUGGAAUUGCCAAAAUGUGUAUUGGCAAGCCACAAAAUUUGUAGGUGAACAGAGGAGACAAAAUUGGAUCUGUUUGCCAAGUCACAUCCGCUCUUAUACAAAAUUUAAGCAUACAAAGACAAGACCACUGUACGUACUGUGCAACUUGGAAGAGACUGGGGCUGCUUUGUUAAACCUCAACUUCAGUCUCGUUAUUUCAGUUUCUAUUUUUUUUUCUUUAACAGAAGGGUACCAACAAUUUUGCCCACGUGCGUGAAUCCAUGGACACUAUAUGGACAAAGUAUUGGGAUACUUUCAGGUGGAGAAAAUGGAUGAAAAUAUUGAGUUUUAACACUCUUGAUUCAGUCUCUAGUUUGCGGGCUAAGGAUCUAGGCUACGACAACUCCUUUGGGCAGCAUUACACUGGCCUGGAAACAGGAGUUCACAACAUUCAUAGAUUCAACCGUCCCAUGAAAAUCCCUCAAUUAGUGGGCAUCAUCCACUUAAGACAAAUCCCUCCCCCAAAUAGAUAAAAUACUUUUCCCAACAUUUUCAUCACUGUUCAUAGAUGCUAUUUCUAACUCUGUUGGUAACCAAAACAGCAAUACUGCAUGUAAACAGUCUCCCAGAAGCAUUAGUGUGCAGUUUUUAUACAGUUAUGCUUAAUAGAAUUCAAAUACGCUGUUAUGUGAAGACAGCGUCUUUAACGACAGUUAGCGUUCCAAUAGAUCAGUCAGUUAUAUUCCAUACCCACCCAGCGACUGGUGAAAAUCAUAUAAAAAUAUUUUUUAUAUAGUUUAAGCCAGUGAGUCUUUUUUACACCCAGUACCUCUAAAAAAAUGUUUUAUUUAAACUUAGCUCUUCAAGUACUACCAUAAUGACUAAUAUUAAAAUACGGUACCAUAGUAGGCCCAAGUGUUGAUAAAAAAAUGAGUUUUUUCUGCCUAAAAAGCAGUUUUAAUAUUAUUGUAAGCCGCUAACAUUUUAUACAGUUUGAAAAUUAACACUGCGCUUAAUUGUAGAAAAAUAAAAAUAUGUACUUCAAUGAUUUGAUUAAAAUGUAUUGAGCAUUAAAGUUUAAUAGACAUUGUACCUAAAUGUUUAAAAACAAACUGUUGUAAAAUGCUAACUGCAAAUGUACUUAAAAGUUAGAUCCAACUAAACUGAACUGGACUGAACAAAUGUAGGGUAAUAUGUUUAAAAAAGAUUUUGUUCACUAACAUGCACACUUUAAACAUUUAAGUGAUCCUUUUAUGUAGCACUAGAGGGAGCCUGCGUACCACUAAUUGUACACAUUCCACACUUUGAGAAUCACUGGAAUAAGCCUUAAAAUACCCCUCCCACACACUUAAAACUUAUUAAACACAAAGUACACUUAUUAGAACACUAAAAAUAAAAUGCUUAAACUGUAUAGACAAUAUUGUAUGUAUAUUAAAAAAUAUAUAUAUCUUAAUCACUGCCAUUGAAGGCUGUUGAUUUCAAAUAUCCAUGUUAACAUGGAGGACUGGCAUUGAAUGAGUUUUAAGUCUGAAAAUACCACAACUCGCGCGCUAAUCAAAACAUUUUUAACAUACUGUACCUUUGUAAACGUAUUUGAGAAAAAUUAUUGUACAUCCGUGUUGUUUCAAAAACAAUAUUACUGGCCUCCUCUCGAAUAGACGCCUCCAUCUAUUUGCAAUUGCGUUAACAAACACCCCCACCAAUACUAUUUCUAUAUAUUUAACAGGAUAAUUGACAGUAAUUUUUUAAAAUCUUCGAAAAACAAGAAAAAAAAUUCAAUAAAGAAGAAGAGUCCUGGUUGGCACGGUGGGCGACUGGUUAGCACAUCUGCCUCAUAGUUUGAAGAACUGGGGUCCAAAUCCGCCUCGCCUGUGUGGAGUUUGCAAUGUUCUCCCCAUGCCUGCGUGUGUUUUCUCCGGGUACUGUUUCCUUCCACCUCCCAAAAACAUGCAUGCUAGGUUAAUUGAAGACUCUAAAUUGCCCGUAGGUGUGAAUGUGAGCGCGAAUGGUUGUUUGUCGAGAUGUUCCCUGCAAUUGGCUGGCGACCAGUUCAGGGUGUACCCCGCCUCUCGCCAAAAGAUAGCUGGGAUAGGCUCCAGCACGCGACCCUAGUGAGGAUAAGCAGUACGCAAUAUGGAUGGAUUGAUGGAUGGAUGGAUGGAAGAGUCCAGUUGCCUCAAUUUAACCUUUCAAAAAAAAAUUUUUUAGCAGGCACAUUAUUUUUUAUUGAUAUUCUGACCGUAUGUUAAACAUGACUUGGGCAAUUUUGCUAAAGAUUUGUAGUAGUUAAAAAUAAUAAUAAUCACAAUUGUCGUUUAAGGAAAUUUCAAUUGCAUUUCAACUCCUGAUUGAUAUAUCGAUUAAGCCAAAUCUCACUAUUUUUGUCCAUAUAGUGAAGCCUGGUCAAAUGCACUGCAUUUAAAUCAAGAUGUUUCUAUAUGUUUUUAAGUAGGGAAAGAAAACAAAUCUCCCUCAAACUCUCUGUUCUCAUGGAUGCCAGGUGUCAAACAUUUGUGUCCCCUCAGAGCGCCUUGGGCCCGCGACCACACAGCACAUCUCGUAGCCCCACUGUAACCUUUGUACUAAGCACUUAACCCAUUUUAGCCGUCUCCUCAUCAUAUGUCUUCCCCACCCAAAAACAGCAUGAGAUCAUCAGAUUUGUGCCUUUAACUGCCAAGCAGGGCACCAAAACGUUGUGAUGUCGUUGGAUGUGUGCGUCUAGACAGUGUCGUCUCUGAUCUGCAUCGAUUACUCCCCAGCCCCCCGCAGACCUGUAUUUCUCUCCUGGGGAGGGUUGCUGGAAGGAGAUAAUGAGCUUGUGUUGUUCUGAUCAAUUUGGGGUUUUAUCGAACAGUUGCUUUCCCCAUUCCCCUUUUGAUGUUGUACAUACCUAACAAGCAGAAUGAAGGAGGAUGCACGCCGAAAAACAGCAGACACUGUAAUAACACUGAAUUUAUUCAUAGGGCAUUUUUUUUGAAAAUUUUUUUGUUGGGUUUGUCUUCUCCUUCUGUUCUGUGUCAGGUUUUGCUGUGACGUCACUGCAGGUAUUGAGAUGACGUGUGCCAACUAUUCGAAGAGGAAGAAUAAGAAAAUUGUAAAUAUGAGUCGGCGGUCAAGUAGCUACGGAGUCACUUAGUGUCACAGUGUGCUUUUGUUUGGAAAGGCAGGACAAGAGAAGGGACGAUUCAGGACUUUUUUUCCAUGAUCCACAGAUAUUUUUCUACAAAUUUAAAGAUCCAGAUGAUUCUAUACACUGUUGAAUAACAUUGUAAAGGUGUAACAGAUGCUGUAUAUCAUAUCAUUUUUUUCUGAAGUCGUAAAGCUUUACUGUAUGAUCUGUUUUGAAGUAGUGCUUAUUCUUUUUUUUAAUAUUAUUGUGAUGGAAGCCUGGACAGCAAGCAGCACUGGUCACCCUAUUCAGGAACACUUAAAAAAAAUACAAAAUUAAAAAUAAAAUAAAAAAUUGUAAAAAAAAAAAAGAGAGAGAAAAACCUCAAGAUGUUUUUUUUUGUAAUAAUAUUAAUACUGUUAGAAUAUAUCUUAUGAAGUGGGUUUUUGUAAGGAAUCACUUUUUUUCCCCCUGACGCAGCAGUGCUGUUCGCAUAGCACACACUCGGUAGUCGAUACACACCUAAAUACAGCACAAUACACUCAUCCUCUUCACUUUGCUCGUGUAUGUUUCCUUUUCAUUUUGUUCAGUCAUUUCCUCGCUCUGUUUCCAAGCUCAACAUUUCAAUGUAAAAAAAAAAAAAAAAAAAAAGAGGAAGCAAAAAGCCAAAUAGUGAUGUAGUCGUCCACCUUUGUUUGCUACCUUGUCGUCUCCCCUCAUCCCCUCCUGCAGCUUCCUCCACAGUGUAGACGUGACAACCAAAUGACCCGGGGAGCGAACUUCAGCCCUCCCCCACAACUUUGGAAAGCUUUUAAGA
Phycodurus eques (leafy seadragon) is the source of this 11136-nucleotide messenger RNA. RefSeq names its product cut-like homeobox 1b (gene cux1b). Gene Ontology annotation, biological process: intra-Golgi vesicle-mediated transport; regulation of DNA-templated transcription. Gene Ontology annotation, molecular function: DNA-binding transcription factor activity, RNA polymerase II-specific; DNA binding. Gene Ontology annotation, cellular component: Golgi membrane. NCBI's taxonomy places the organism in Eukaryota, Metazoa, Chordata, Actinopteri, Syngnathiformes, Syngnathidae. The transcript is spliced from 23 exons. The record is from RefSeq and is a predicted model, not a curated record. Bases 28 to 4182 code for a protein of 1384 amino acids.